This is a messenger RNA of Hibiscus syriacus, 1077 nucleotides long. Its product is annotated as nudix hydrolase 2-like. Gene Ontology annotation, molecular function: NADH pyrophosphatase activity; ADP-ribose diphosphatase activity; NAD binding. The record is from RefSeq and is a predicted model, not a curated record. The transcript is spliced from 8 exons. NCBI's taxonomy places the organism in Eukaryota, Viridiplantae, Streptophyta, Magnoliopsida, Malvales, Malvaceae. The coding region runs from base 103 to 963 and encodes 286 amino acids.
ACCACUAUAAGUAAUGGCCCUGAUCCCCUGCAUUCAUUACCUCGGCCUCUUGCAUUCUCUCCGAUUGAUCCGAACAUAAGGCAACCAGAUUCAGAAACAGCCAUGUCUGCAUUGCCGAAUUCAACUCCUACAUAUGAAAAUGAGGAACAAGGGACUCUAGAUUUUAAACUACUUAAUGCGGUGUACGAUAGGUACGGAGGAGUCGUCGUUGAAGUGACUCGAGCUAUGGACUCUGCCCUCUUUGCUUCUCUUCUUCGAGCUUCAAUCGAGCAGUGGCGGCACCAGGGUAAACGAGGUGUGUGGAUCAAGUUGCCUAUUCAGCACGUUAAUCUUGUUGAAGCUGCUGUCAAGGAAGGAUGUUGGUACCACCAUGCUGAGCCAAAUUAUUUGAUGCUUGUUUAUUGGAUCCCUCAAGGGCCACACACUCUUCCGGCAAACGCCUCCCAUCGAAUCAGCAUUGGCGCUUUCGUAACGAACGAAAACCAAGAGGUUCUAGUGGUUCAAGAGAACACUGGAAGGUUUCGAGGGACCGGCGAGUGGAAGUUCCCUACGGGAGUAGUGAACGAGGGUGAAGAUCUCUGUGCAGCUGCAGUUAGAGAAGUCAAAGAAAAGACGACUAUCAACACAAAAUUCAUUCAAGUACUAGCUUUCGGACAAAGCCACAAGGUAUUAUUCGAAAAGUCGGAUAUAUUCUUCCUGUGCCUGUUGGAACCACUUUCUUCCGAAAUCCAGAAGCAGGAAUCUGAGAUAGAGGCAGCUAAGUGGAUGCCAUUCGAAGAAUAUGCAGCGCAGCCGUUCGUCCAGAAACACGAGCUCUUUAAGUUCAGUGUCGACAUAUGCUUAGCAAAGAAAGACGGGAACUAUUCUGGCUUCUGCCCCGUGCCAACCUCAACUGCAUUCUCCGACGAAAAGAACUACAUGUACUUCAAUACUCAUGACCUCAAUGGCCAGUAUGGCUCCUAAAAUUCUAUGGCACUUAUAGAAUUCAAAAAUCGAAAUUCUUUGAUUCAGAUCAUGUCACAGCCACCACUGAAUAAAGAUUCAUUAGUUGUUAUAAAUUUCUUUUAUUUGAUUCAA